Molecule: messenger RNA, 2523 nt
Organism: Naegleria lovaniensis
Lineage: Eukaryota; Heterolobosea; Eutetramitea; Acrasida; Naegleriidae
Exons: 2
Coding region: 1-2523 (840 amino acids)
Biological process (GO): protein phosphorylation
Molecular function (GO): protein kinase activity; ATP binding
Source: RefSeq, a predicted model, not a curated record
AUGUUCUCCCUCUUCACCAACAAAAUUCGAAAAACUCCUCCUCGUCUCUCCGCUCAAGCCGAACAACAACUAUUGAACGACAUUGGCACCUCCUUUGGUCGUGCUCUUCAGAACGCUCCCGACGAUUUGAAACGAGAUAAAACCUUCCUUCUGAAAGCCAUCACUCAACAAACACCUUGGGUCCUUCGUUUCGCUUCCGAUGAGUGUCGAUCUGAUAAAUCUCUCGUGUUGAAGGCCGUUCAAUUGGAAGGUUAUUUACUGGAAUAUGCUUCUCAAGAAUUACGUGAAGAUCGACAAGUGGUGUUACAAGCAGUUCAAUCACAAGGACAAGCUUUGAAAUUUGCACAUUCCAAAUAUAGAAAUGAUUGUGAAAUUGUGCAAGCUGCUGUGAAUUCUGAUGGAUUUGCAUUGCAAUAUGCGAGUGUGGAAUUUCAGAAAGAUCGUUCUCUUGCCUUGAUGGCCGUUCAGAAAACCAAAAAUGGUCACACGGCUUUAGGUUAUGUAAAUUUGGAAUUUCGAAAAGAUCGAGAAAUUGUAAUGGCAGCUGUCACAUAUGAUUAUCGAGCAUUACAAUACAUUGCCAGUGAUGAAUUGCGAAUGGAUAAACAAAUUGUAUUGGAAGCUGUGAAACAACUAGUGUUGCAAGUGUAUCAUCCAACAUUGGUUUCUGACAAGUCAUCGUUGUGGUGGUACAUGAAACAAUCUUCCGCCAAUCAACCAGCAGUAUUAUCUCUUGUUUCAGAAGAGUUGAGAAAUGAUGAAGAAUUGAUGAAAGAUAUUGAUGUCAUUAUUGAAAAGGGAAUUGAGGCAUGUCGAAAAGAAAGUGAUUUGCAAUUUCGACGAACAGUGUUGGAAAGACUUCUUGUGGAUGUGUCAUUGACAAAGAAGAUCGGAAGUAAUGUGGAAACAAGGGCAAAGACAAGUUUGAAACAAGAAAAGAAAAAUGAUGUUCAAACAAUUGACAGUUUGACAGUUGGUACUGUCGAUUGGAAUGAUUUAAGAAAUCAGUCAGUGUUGUCAACGCAAGCAAAAUCGGAAAUGAAAAUAGUUGAAACAGUAACAAAUUCGACACUAGAACGAAUUCUUGUCAAGCUCGAUGAUGAAAAAUUUGGAAAAAAGAAUGCAAAAAUUACCAUAGAAGGAAAUUCCUUCAAAUCUCUCGUGCACAAUGUCAAGACAAUAUUUAGUGAAUUGUUAUUACUACAACAUGAAACCGAAAUUAUUUUGACCUAUUUCGAUACCAAUUUAUGUGAUGACAUUGUUAUUUACAAUGAUCAUGAUGUCAAGGAUUUUAUGGAAUUUUUCAAAGAUUCCAAUGUCGAAUAUAAGAACAAAUUUAUUCGAGUUUCCAUGACAACGGGAUCAAAAAGACAGUUAUCUUCUUCAGCAAGCUCAACAGUUCAUUCACGUAGUGAAAAGAGCCAAGAAUUUGAAAAAGAAGGAAAUUCUGACAAGGAUCACAGUUUUGAAAAGUUGAGAAUUCACUCCAUGAAUUCUAGUUCUGCAUUUCCAAAUUCAGAAUUUAUCAUUUCUUCAUCGAGUAAGAGUGAGAAUAAUAGUUCUGUCUUCCCUAACUCUGGAUACAUUGGAAGUUUCCAUGCUGAUUCCUCUCAACAAACAAGCAACAAAUCCAACACAACCCGAAGUGUCACUAAUCAACAAGAUGAACUCUCGAAAAUUGAAAAAUAUUUACAAUCCAAAUACGAGAAAAUUUCAUACCUUGCACGGGGUGGAUUUGGCGUUGUCUAUCACGUCAUUGAUCUCAAAUCCAAAAAAGAAAAGGCCUUAAAACAAUUACGACUCGAUGACAUUGAAAAUUUCAAUUCUGCACUUCGAGAAGCUUUGAACAUGUCCAAAUUUUCACAUCCAAAUAUUGUUCAAAUUUAUGAUGCGUUUGCACCCAAUGUCAUGUCGAGUUUAUGUAUUGAAAUGGAAUUGAUGAAAGGAAGUUUAUUGUCAUUAUUUAUUGAAAAAAAAGUGAAAUUGUCUGAAAAGAUGUUGAGACAAGUGACACGACAAUUAUGUGAGGCGUUGAAUUGGAUAUUUACUCAACAUAAUAUUUUACAUCGAGAUAUCAAACCAGGAAACACUCUCGUACGUGAUUACGACUUGUCCACUGAAACUAUUCAAGUGGCUUUGGCAGAUUUCGGAUUAUCCAAAUCGAUCGAUCUCCUCACCACUCAUGGUUCUCGACCUGGAACAUUGUUAUUUAUGGCUCCUGAAUUAAUUCAUUCCAAACAUUCCAAUCAAGAAAUUGCACCUUUUUCUGUGCAUAGUGACAUGUUUGCACUUGGAGUGACGCUGUUUCAAUUGAUGACUUGUAACACGACAUUGGCAUUGGCUCAAUUCUGUAUGGAAGGUGAAGAUAUGAAGAAAUUUCUGAAAAAGAAGUUGAUUCAAGUGGAAAGUUUGAAAGAUGCGACGACGACAUCGUAUUCAGAAGAAUUUAUUGACAUUGUUGCGAGAAUGUUGAUGUUGGAUCCUAAUGAAAGAAUUACAUUGCGAGAAGUGCUUACCGAAUGA